ACGAAAUCCUUGCGAACGAGUAUGGUAGUUGAGAAGAUUACGUUAGAAAUAUAAAAAAAAAAAAAAAUGCUAAUUAACUUUUGUGUUUUGUCAAGGAGGGAUCCUCACACGUUUUCCAAAUCAAACCACUUUCUCUUUGAAUUUGAGAUAACACUAAUUUCAUGUAGUUCAAUCAGAUUAAUGAACUUAGAUCCAAUCGAUUAAAAUUAAAUGAACACAUUGUUCAAGAAAUUAUUCCUCUUUAGUUAAAGAUGGAAUUUAUUCAAACUGGAAAAAGUAAAGUAUGUAAUCGAAUUUUGUAGUUAGUGGAAUCCGAUCAAUCAUUCCACUUUUUUUUGCAUCAUUUUUAUCCAAAAAUUGAUCAAUCAUUCCAAAUUUAGAAUUCACGAUUAUGGCAGAUAAAUCAAAUUCGAACCUGAGCUCCAGCAACGACGACGUAGAUUGUUACCGUCGAGUAAACCGGGCAGCCGUCGACGUUGAAUUCUCCUCCGACGAUGAAGGAUGGAGCUCCGAAAGCUCCGGAUCGUCGCGGUGGAGCGUGGCGGCGAGUUUACGCGAUCUUGCUGAGAGUAUGAUGAGGCGGGAAGUGGCGGAAUUGGAGAUGAUGAAGGUAAGGGAGGCGGCGAGGAUUGAGGCGGAGAAUCGGAGAUUGGAGAGGGAAACGGAGUUGACAGAGAUGUUGUUGAAGACUCAGUUGCAGAUUACGUCGUUUUUAUGUUCACAAACAAGUGAUCGGAAAAGGAAGCGGGGUGAAGAAGACGACGGUGACUCGCCGGGCUCCGUUCAAAGGGAAGGAGCAAUGCUGCUAAGCUUACUUCAAUUCAAUUUAGGCAUGUGAAAGUGAAACCCAAGUGUUGUUGCAUCUCAUCACAUGCAUGUACAUGUAAAUGCGACAUUUUAAUUUCAUUUUAUAUUUUGUGACCCAUAAAAAAAAUAAGGCUUUAUUUCUUAAUUAAUAAACCAAACUAAAAAUUCUAACUGUAUGCCCUAAAUUCUUUUGUUUUAACAUCGUCUAUUCAUCUGCCUAAAAUCGUCCGAGGUUAACUAUAACGAGUUUUUAUGAGAAAAUUUUUCCAUUGUAACCAUUUUAAAAUCUGUUAUAGCAUGUCAAAGCAAGUCAAAGAGGUCAACGGAGAAAAAAAUCAAAUUGUUCACUUAUGAAACUAAAAUAUAAUGGUUAAACCA
Molecule: messenger RNA, 1185 nt
Organism: Lactuca saligna
Lineage: Eukaryota; Viridiplantae; Streptophyta; Magnoliopsida; Asterales; Asteraceae
Source: the annotation of a GenBank genome assembly